GCGUGUGGCGGGGGUUCUUCCGCGGCUAUCCUCGUGGAGCGCAGCCUUGACGUGAACCUGUCCAGCGCCUUUUAUCUGGACAACUGCGUUGUCAUGUCGCAGAUGCACGUGAUGCACGGUCUUGCGUCGGACCUGCGUGUCAGCGGCGGCUCCGUGUUCUCCAUACAGAACAGCUCUUGGAGUGCGCCGAGCACCGAAUACUAUAACGGCGCGUGUGGGUUCAGGGAUGUUGCGGUGGCUGGCGGCAGCGUGCUGCAGAUCGUGUCCAACACUUUCCGCCUCAGCUUUGCCAUGCUCAUGGCAGCCACUUUGUCCGUGACCGGCGGCAGCUGGCUGGUGCACCGCGACAACGAGUUUCGCACCGCCUACGUCGUGCACGUGAAUAACUACUACGGCGUGGCUUUCCGCGAUCGGAGUGUGUGGUCGAUAAUUGACAACAAACUCACGCACGGCUCGUACUCGUCGACCAUUGCACACAUGACAAACGAUUGGUCACAACCAUCCGACUCGCGCCCGAUCAUCUACGGCGUGUGCAACGAGGCAAGGGGCUCUCCUGUGACGGAUUACCAGUACGACCUGAAUAUUGGGACGCCUGUGACGGUGUUGGACUGUGGCGUGUGCACCAUGGACGCCGUGUGCUUUGCAGCGAGGACGAGCAGCAUCAGCGGCUGUGAGUGCGUGUGCGCUGCUGGCGGUCACGGCGACACUUGUCUACCAGCUGCGGUUCCGGACGGUCUUGGGCCGCUCCCGCUCCCCGAUGCGAAUGACACGGAGGUCCGCUGCGUGCACGGUGGCAGCAUCAGCUCCGUGGACUAUCCUGAUCCCGGUGUGCGUGGUCUGUGCUUUGUAAACGUGACCUUCACCGCCGCGAUCGUGCUGGACCUCUCGCUUUUUGACGCACCAGAGCAGACACUCAACGUCACGCUGCUGCAGUGCGUCCUCGUGGGCCUGUCGGUCAAGGGGAGUGGUGGGCGUGUGCACGUGAACGUGACUUCUUCGAUGCUGGAUUCUGGUGCGUUGGAGUUUGAGGGUGAUUUUGGAGCGAGUUCCCAGAUACUGGUGGUGGGCAGUACAAUUGUGACGAUGUUGAACCCGGCCAUCUUUUUUAGUCUUUUUUUCAGUACGAACUCGACGCUGCUGCUACUUGACAACCGCAUCGGGGGUAAUGGUCACUCACUUAAUUUUUUUAGUGUUGUUGUUGAUGGUGGCGGAAUCAUUGUGAAGGGAAAUAUGCUGAUGACAACGGAUAAUAGACGCCGUAUGGGAUCAGCCGUUUAUUUUCACGCUGUUGAUGUGAAGAACGGCGGCUACAUUGACAUUGAGAACAACACGAUGAGAGCGGCCAUUGGCAUCGAACUGUUUUCGCGGGCCACCGUGAGAUCCGCGGGGCUGCUGCGAGUGGCGGACUGUACAUUUGCUGGCAGCACGAGGGUCGUGAAUUGCGGGCUGUUGUACUUGGAGGGCUCUUUGACUCUCGAGGGUGGUGCACAGUGGCGUGUGGAGGGCAACAGCGUGAGCGCAGCCUCAGUGUUGAGUAUGCCACUUCCCACGCACAAAAUUCGGCUGUCGGGCAGAGGCACCACUGUGGCGCUUGCAAACAACCGUCAGGUGGACGAUAGUUAUUCCUUUGCUGAUCUGGCUCUGUCGAGCAUGGUCAAGAAGCCACCCGCACGGUUGGUCGUUGGGUGCAACCUUCAGGACGGUGAGGAGGCGUCGUACGCCGGUGUGUUUCCGAAGCUCGUGGUGGUGUUCAGGUGCGGCACAUGCAACGACGACGCGGCGUGCUACAUGCCCGGGACGGAGUCGGUGGACCGCGGCUCGUGCUCGUGCAGCUGCAAGGACGGAUGGCAUGGCGCGUCGUGUCUUCCCUUCGAGGUGCCCGACACGGUUGUGCCGCCCUUGCCGGAGAGAGCCGUCGACGGCGACACGAGCUGCGUGGUCAACCAGACGCUGACGAGCCUCGCGCUGAACAUGUGGAAGACGCACCACUGCUACGUGGGUGUGAUAUUCAGCGGCGUGGGUGCUGUGCUGACGUUCUUUCUCGACGGUAUGCCGUUGCAUCUCCCCAUCAACAUUACGCUCACCGGGUGCACAUUCCGUGAGGGUGCCGCGCUGCAGUUUGUUGGGGGUGCUGAGGCGGCCGAGUCAGCCGGCGUCCUGAUCCGCGUGGGCCGGACGGUGAUGCGGUCCUCCGUCGUUGUUUUUAUGGGUGCCCUUCCGCAGCAUUGCGACAUUGCCGUCACGGAGGUUGAUGCGGUGCAGUCCUCCGAGGUCCAUCUGCCGGACACCGGGAGGAACAAGUUUGGCGUACUGUUACUGAAGAACUUUUUGCUGAGUGCUUCCUCUUUGUUGGUCGGCAACGUCAAGGCGCAUGCAUCGAGGUAUGAUGCGCUUGGUUUUUACUCGAUCGGGACUCUGACGCUGGCGGGUGGCAGCUCGCUGUACACGCGGUACUGCAGCUUCGAUGGAUACACACACCUGUUCCACGUGGCCAUGCUCAGUGUCCGCAAUCACUCUGUUUUUGCGCUGCUCAACAAUACAAUGUUCUCCGGAACAAGCUUCCUGCUUCAGCACCACGGAGUUAGCGUGUCGGAUCACAGCGUGUUGCGCGUGGUGGGGAACAGCGGUAUCGUGUCCUACGCCAUCUUUGCAGACGACUCGUGGACCGUCCAGGAGUCAAGCUGGUUGGAUUGGCGUGACAACGACGUGGGUUUGGGUGCGAUGUUAUACGACACUGAGUUCGCCUUAGUGAGCAUCGACAGCAGCAGUGUUGUGACGCUGACGGGCUGCAAGAUGGGCUUGACGGGAUUGUCGGAGCCUCUGCUAUUGCGGACUGAAACCGGCUACCGGUUCGUUGCUGGGUGCCUGACGCUCGCGGGUCGGAAGGUGACGACGGCGGCUGAACUGGAGCUUAACGGCAUCACCAACGUGACGACGGUUGCCGCGUGCGGGGAGUGCACGAAGGACGGCGACUGCUUUGCACCGCUGACGACGGCGAUCAUUGACUGCAAGUGCCAGUGCGCUGCUGGAGGGCACGGCGAUGUGUGCGUCCCGGCGCCUGUGCCUGCUGGCCCGCCACCGCCAUCGCCGCCGGUUGGUGGGUGCAUCAGCGACAUGGAGUACCCCGAGGUUGCGCAGGCAGUGGGCGGCGGGCUGUCGUGGCUGUGCUACCGCAACGUGACGUUCAGCGGGGGUGGCAUGAGCCUGACGGUGCUGAUAGGGGCGAUGAUGGGCGAAGUGGCGAACGUCACGUUCGAUGGAUGCACUUGGAGGGACGGCGCCGUGCUGGUGCUGUUGGGCAACGCACACGCCGCUUUGGGGUCGCUGAACAUCAUCGUCACCGGCAACACGUUCCAUGACGCGCUGCUCAGCCCGGAGGGUGGGUUUCCACCGCACACGAACAUCACGGUCAGCGGGAACCGCUUUACGGUCACAAGGCUGAUCCCUCGGUCGGGUUUGGACGUUAAAAGGCCGUCGUGUGUCGCGAUGAAUGGACUGGCGAUCAGCAACGACUCCGCGGUGGUGUUCAGUGGCAAUGUGUUUCACGCCGUGGCGGCAUCGUCAAGCGCCAUUCACGUUGUGGGAUCUGUGCUGAGGGUGUCGUGGCACUCCUUGUUUGCGGUGGUGGGUAACACAUUUCAUAUGGAUGGCGGCAACGGUACGCUGAUACAUCUUGAAGGGUCUAGACGGUCCUCAUCGCUGAGUGUAUUGAACGACUCUGCCGUGGUGAUCCGAGGCAACGUUGUGGUGGGAGGGUUAAAGUACUUCAUGCUACUUCUUUGGUCCUCACGUGUGGAGUCUCUUUCAGCGGUUGUGUUUCAGGGCAACGAGAUGCGGGGAAGCUUGGCUGUGUUUCUCCUAGGAUCCAGUUUCCAAAUCUACUACAACUCAUGGUUGCAGUUGAGCGACAACCUCUGCCGUGAAUCCCCAUCGGAAGCCUUUGCCUACAUAUGCCCAACGGUGAGUCUCCGCGACUCCAUGGUGUCUGUGUCCGGCAACCAACUCAUGUCCAGCACGGUCACGCCGACAGUGCUGCGGAUACCCAAAAGGCCCCGCGAUAUCACAAACGGAGCGAUUGUGGCCGCGUGCAACACUGUGAACGGCGAGGAGGGGGCGAAAUACAGCAUCCCGUCCGUGUACAACGCCACCAUUCUGACCUGCAGCGAUCCAUGCGCCCUCGCGACGUCGUGCUUCCCCGCUUACACGACGAUGGCCUCGAGUGAUGGCUGCGCCUGCACGUGCGCAGAGGGCGGCCACGGCGAUGCGUGCCUGCCCGUUGCUGUCCCCGAGCCACCGAGCACCGACGGCGCAGACUUGUGCGUGCGGGACGUGCGUGUGGAUGAGGAGGUGAGCGCCGGUUUCGGGACGUCGGUGGCGUGCUACGUUGGUGUGACCUUUGCGGCGGACGUCGUGGUGGACGUGGAGGCGAUGUCGGGGAGCGUGCGCAACGUGACGCUGGCGAACUGCACGUUUUUGGACAGAGCGAGCCUGUACGUUGUUGGGUGGCGGUCCGACCCGCCUGCUGGCGAGCGCGCCGAUGUGUUGAUCAGCGGGCUUGAGUCGCGCUCCGGCGGCGGCGUGCUGGUGUCGAACCGAUUUCCGCCUGGCUCUCGCGUCACUGUGGUGGACUCGGUGCUGAUUGCAGAGAAGCGUGUUGCAUACCGUGGCGCCUACGGCCUUGGCGACGCGUCCGCGUGCCUUGUGGUGCACAGCGUGAAUCUGACUGGGAGCGUGCUGACCAUUGCGCGCACGCAUGUGGCGGCUGUGUUCGGCGACGCUGUUGGCGUGUUGGUGGUUGGCGGCGUGGCGCUGUCGUCGCGCGGAGCGCUGUACGUGGACGGGCUGUCGGUGCAGACGGCGCUGGGGCUGUGCGUGUCGGUGGAGGGCGGUGUUGCGGCCAGCGGUGGCUCCGUGGUGGCGUUUGUUGAAAGCGGCUUCCUGUUGAGCAAGCACGCGGUGUCUGUGCGUGGGGCUGUGAGCGUGUUGGGCUCCGCUGUGGCGUUUGUGCGGAGCGAAUUCUCUUUGACGG
Molecule: messenger RNA, 5029 nt
Organism: Trypanosoma cruzi
Lineage: Eukaryota; Euglenozoa; Kinetoplastea; Trypanosomatida; Trypanosomatidae
Product: dispersed gene family protein 1 (DGF-1), putative
Exons: 1
Molecular function (GO): Notch binding
Source: RefSeq, a predicted model, not a curated record